This is a messenger RNA of Clarias gariepinus (North African catfish), 1667 nucleotides long. RefSeq names its product aquaporin 10a (gene aqp10a). Lineage: Eukaryota; Metazoa; Chordata; Actinopteri; Siluriformes; Clariidae. Gene Ontology annotation, biological process: water transport; glycerol transmembrane transport. Gene Ontology annotation, molecular function: water channel activity; urea transmembrane transporter activity; glycerol channel activity. Gene Ontology annotation, cellular component: plasma membrane; basolateral plasma membrane. The record is from RefSeq and is a predicted model, not a curated record. The coding region runs from base 87 to 971 and encodes 294 amino acids. The transcript is spliced from 6 exons.
UCACAUGAAGAAGAGCAAGUCAAAAAAAAUCUGUUCACCUUACAACAUCUGAGAACAGCAGAGAGGCAUCAGGGACAGCUGGAGACAUGCAGAUGAGCCCAGUGAGCCGUGUGAAGAAAAUGAUGAUGAGGAUGAAGAUACACAACACCUUAGUCAGACAGUGUCUGGGAGAGAUCAUUGGCACCUUUGUUCUAUUGCUGUUCGGCUGUUCUGGAGCAGCUCAGGUGAAGACCGGCAAUGAGAUGAAGGGGCAGUAUCUGUCGGCUAACCUGAGCUUUGCUGUGGGGGUAAUGUCUGCCAUGUACCUCUCCAUGGGGGUGUCAGGUGCUCACUUGAACCCUGCAGUAUCUCUGAGCUUUUGUGUGUUGGGUGAUCUUCCCUGGCACUGCCUUCUGCCCUACUCCCUGUGUCAGGUGUUUGGUGCCUAUCUUGCCUCUGCAGUUGUUUACAUCAUGUACUAUGAUGCUAUAAUGAAAUACAGUGGUGGAGUUCUGACUGCUUACGGUCCGAAUGAAACUGCAUCAAUCUUUGCCACCUACCCCACACCGGGGACUUCCCUGACGACAAACAUCUUUGACCAGGUGGUUGGUACUGCUACACUUCUGUUGUGUAUCCUGCCUCUAAGUGAUAAAAGGAACAGACCUGCACCUGAUGCUUUGCUCCCACCCAUUGUAGCAGCUGUUGUUUUGGGAAUAGCCAUGUCCAUGUCGUCUAACUGUGGUGGAGCCAUAAAUCCCGCAAGGGAUCUUGGGCCACGGCUCUUCACUCUCACGGCAGGCUGGGGCACUGAAGUCUUCACGUGCUAUGAUUACUUCUUCUGGGUGCCGCUGCUGGCUCCUCUGUUGGGGGCUUUGCUGGGCUGCUUUUUCUACCAAGUCUUCAUUCAGUGGCAUCUCCCUGACCCUGAUACAGAAACAGCUGACUGCCAAUCUCAGAACACAGAAAUUAAUUUAAAAGCGGUUGCCUUGUAAUUAAAAAACAAAACAAAUCAUAACAUAUUUUUUUUCCAUUUAGCUUCCAGUUUUUGGUUAUCUUUCAGGAUUAUGAAACAGAUGUUUAUGGAGUGGUCCAAUGCAGGGCAUCCCACAUGCACAAACACCCACAUUUAUUCACAAGCAUGGCAACAUUUAUUCAUAUACAGUAUAGCACUAAAUUGGAAUAUGGAAUUGGUUUAUGGAAUUGGAUCCAUAAACAUCUGCAUAUUUAUCAAAAUUAUUACAUUGAUUAGGUGAUAAAUUACAGGACAUGUAAUGAGUGAAGCUAUUUCAAGCUGCACUGAAUAAGAUGUUGUAUGAUAUUUUAUAUGUAAUAUGUGGAACUGUUUGGCCACAAUACAACUUUAGCUGCGGUUAGUAUACUGGAAGCAACUUAAGUUACUGAAGUUCCACAAUUUUAUUGAAACCCCCUUUGUCCCUUUUUAGUCUCAACUUUGCUUUUCUACACAACCUACUGUAAAUUAUACCUUUAUUUAUCUUUUUGAAAUAUAUUUUAUCAUGUCUUCUAAGCUAAUAAAUGCAGCACUUUGUAGAAGCAGAAUAAGAAACUAACUUUUCCUUCAACCUAUGCUUUAUUAAAGAGAUUCACUACAGAGCCAACUGAACUUUGCAUUUUUAUUACUGAAGAGGUAUGCUUCAUUCAUUUUUAUAAAAUUUUAAUAAUUGAUUUAA